Numida meleagris (helmeted guineafowl) is the source of this 903-nucleotide messenger RNA. It is a transcript of the gene ZNHIT1, whose product is annotated as zinc finger HIT-type containing 1. Gene Ontology annotation, cellular component: Swr1 complex. The record is from RefSeq and is a predicted model, not a curated record. Lineage: Eukaryota; Metazoa; Chordata; Aves; Galliformes; Numididae. Gene Ontology annotation, biological process: chromatin remodeling. Gene Ontology annotation, molecular function: nucleosome binding.
UGGAAAUGGUUUCUGGGUGGGGCAGAAACGGGAGCCGGUCAGGACGGAAGUGGCUUCAGUCAGGGCGGAAGUUGCCUCUGGAUGGGAGAGGAAUGGAUUCUACACUGAGCUGAAAUGGCUUCAGGAAGGGCGGAAGUGACCUCUGGAUUGGGCAGAAGGGGCUUCAAGAGUCGUGAGGGCGGAAGACGCUUUCAAUCAGAGCGGAAGUGACUUCAGGAUGGGCGGAAGUUACCUGGAGGUGGAGAGCGGAAGUCACUUCUUCCUGCUAGUUCGGAAGUUGCCUGUGGACAGGGCAGCAGCUGCCUCCGAGCGAAGGCGGAAGUGGGUCUAUCAAGGACCGGAAGUGGGUUCCGCACCGACCGGAAACGGCUCCAGGACGGACCAAGAGCUCCUUCGGGUCAGACCGGAAGUUCCUCCCUGCCCGACCGGAAGUUCCUCCCUGCCCGACCGGAAGUGCUUUCCGAACGGCCCGGAAGCGGCGGUGCGGACGAUGAUGGGGGAGAAGAAAGCGUCAGGCCGCGUCCCGGAGCCGUCGCAGCGGCGGGUGUUGGACGGGGCGGCGCGGCAGCGGCGGCUGUGCCGGCAGUUGGAGGCGCUGGAGCGGGAUAACUUCGGGGACGAUCCGCAGGCCGGGCUGCCGAGGCCCGGGAAGAGGCUGCCGCACUUCGCGGACACCGCCGAGACCGCUGCCUGAAGUGGACGGUGUGACGUCCCUACCCCCAUCCUUGGUGACAAUGAAAGUCUGCGUGUGCCACCCCCCCCCAGCCCCACCAGGUACAGGAACAAGAUGGCCGCCAUGACGCUCCCCCGUAAGAGCCAAAGGACUUUCUGUCCACAGACAAACGGCGACAGAGAACGCGGGCGCUGUCCCUUUAAAAUACAUUUUUUUGGUCUACAGAGAAA